UUUUCUCUCCGGUUGUUCCGCAUUCCUGCCGCAUCAAACGCGGCUGUCAUGGCGUCGGCCCUCGGUCGUCUUCGCUGGCUUUCGCCGCUCACAAAUGUCCUCGCCUCGCGGUUGGCUGUAACGCCGUGCCGGACAGCCGUGAGCACCUCCUCCGGGGCCAUUCUGCCCCAACCCAAGAAGACCCCCUUCGGCCUUUUGCGGAUUGCAGCGGUGCUGGUGCCCUUCUUGUAUGUGGGGACUCGGAUCAGCAAGAACUUUGCUUCGCUACUGGAGGAACACGACAUUUUUAUCCCCGAGGACGACGACGACGACUACUGAGGGGCCGCCAUUCGCCAGACAACAGAUUGUUUUGUUUACAUCUACUGGGACAAAUGGGACCGGGUGAAGCCUUCCUUUGCCUCAUCUGUACUAAAGUCAUGAUUUUGACUGUCAAUUGUAUAAAAGGCAGCUAGCUGUAUUGUUCUGUAUUUGCAUGUGCUAAUAAACCGUUUGAUAACGUGGGUUUAAAAAAUGUAACAGCAAGUCAUUGAGUAGUUUUUUAGUGAAAGUGGGAACAUCCAAGUGACUGAACAUAUGAAGGAAAUAAGAAUAAAAAAGUUUGGAUUUUAAAGGGGCAGAUCCUUAUAUGUUCAAGGAUUCUAUCCUUGACUGGUGGUGGUAGUUUUCCUGACAUCUUGGGAGACUUGAUGAAGAGCGGGGGCCAGGGCGAUAAAACAUACCAAUAUGUAUCGCAAUAUACAGCUUAUCGAUAUCAAUAAAAGAGUCACCUAGACAGCAUGGAAGAUUUUUCCAAAGGGGACCGUAGUCAGACCAAUUUGGUCUGUGAAUGAUGCAAGGCAAGACCGCUAAUACCACACUUUCUUAGCCACGCUCACCCUUUAGAGCACUGCUGUAACGCCCUGGCACUAAACCUGCAGAAAAUAGUUCUUCUCAAGUUUCUCUUUUUAUAUUUUCACACAUUGCACUAUUUUCUUACACUUUGAGGCAUUUCUUACAAAUUCUUUAUUUUUGCAUGUUCAUUUUAAAAGGUUAUAUUAAGUGUUCAGUGAUUUUACUUUUUUGUUUACAUUGUAUUCCAUGAUUGACAUUUCCUUUCUGCCUUGAUAUCUGAAGGGUCCAUCUCAAAUAAAAAUGUUUACAUUUA
Nerophis ophidion (straightnose pipefish) is the source of this 1144-nucleotide messenger RNA. Its product is annotated as essential MCU regulator, mitochondrial-like. Gene Ontology annotation, biological process: mitochondrial calcium ion homeostasis; calcium import into the mitochondrion. The record is from RefSeq and is a predicted model, not a curated record. The transcript has 3 exons. Lineage: Eukaryota; Metazoa; Chordata; Actinopteri; Syngnathiformes; Syngnathidae. Gene Ontology annotation, cellular component: uniplex complex; mitochondrial inner membrane. Bases 49 to 318 code for a protein of 89 amino acids.